GAAAACAUUAGCUACAUUCAAAAAUAAAGCGCUUUUUAACAAGGAAUAUCUGACCAAGAAAAAAAGGAAAAAUGAUGUAUUUCGAGCAUGUCAAACAACUUCACGACUCAGAAUUGUAUCAAGAUUUGAAGCAAUUGGCUUGCAUUGUAAUGUCACUAUGUGAAAGCAACACCUACACAGAGAUUUUAACAUUGAGUGAAAAAUAUCAAUGUAUGGUAUAUUAUGGAAAUGCAUUGUUUCAUCUGGGGGAGUAUACAAAGGCUGAGGAUAUCUACAAAAAAGCACUGUUGCUUCGGAAGGCAAUAAAUAAAGCCAAGGGUAAAACUCCUUCAUCAACAACACAAACAAACGAGACAACAUCCGAUGUAGAAGUUAAAUACAAAAUUUACCAGUGUUUAUUACAUGGGAAACAUUGUAAGGAGGCAAUGGCUGUUUUGGAAGGAAUCAGUACAAAACAAAGGACAGCCAAGGUGAACCUGGCGCUGGCCAAGCUGUAUCUUAGAUCUGGUAUGGAUAGGUCAGCUAUUACAAGUUACAAGGAGGUUUUGAGGGAAUGUCCAAUGGCUUUAGAAGCAAUAAAUGGUUUAAUGUCACUGGGAUUGAAAGGGUCAGAUGUUCACAGUCUUGUAUUGAAUGGUUUACCAACUGGUACAACAUGUGACUGGUUAACUCAGUGGAUUCGGGGUCACUGUCAUGUGAAUACACAAGAUUACGUGAAUGCUGUAUUUGUUUUCCGUUCCGACAACCAGGGAUGUCUGAAGGACAAUGUGUAUCUGAUGACGAGUAUUGCCAAGGCGCUCUUCCUUGAUGGACACCAUGCACAAGCCAUUAUGGCUUUCAAAAGGGCUCAUGCUGUGGACCCACUACAUCUAAAUCAUAUGGAUGUGUAUUCAUACCUGUUGUUUAAAGAGAAAAGAUCUUCAGAACUUCAAAGAUUAGCCAAUCAGCUGAUGAUAGCCACGGAGGCAGCACCUGAACCAUGGGUUGCUACUGGAUACUUGUCAAUGUUAAACAAAAAAUAUGUUAGGGCAGUUUACUUUGCUCAAAAGGCAAGCAAUAUAGAUUCAACUAGUGUUGAGGCGUUGUUGCUGAAAGCAAGUGCUCUGUUAGAACUGAAGAAAACCCAUGAGUCCAUCAUGCACUUCCAGGCAGCCAUGAGAUGGGCGCCUCACAGGUUUGAGGCAUAUAAAGGUCUUACUGAUUGUUACGCAUCAAUGACAAGGGAAAGAGAGGCUCUUGGCUGGGCGGGUCGGGCUUUGAAAACCAUUGGUGGCAAUGUUAGAACAUUAACUUUAUAUGGUUCAAUAAUAGCAAGAGAUUCCUCAGCCAUGGCAAAGGCAAAACCUUAUUUAGAGAAGGCUAUGAAUCUCGACCAAUCAAAUUUAGGUCCCGUAUUUGUGAUGGCUGAAAUUUUAAAAGCUGAAAAACAGUUUGAUAAAGGCGUAGAAUUAUUAAAAGGGUAUCUACAGAAAGAGAGUACAUGUAAGUUACAUCAGACACUGGCAGAUUUUCUAACACACACCGGGGAACAUCAAGAGGCUUUAGAUCAUUACAGUAAAGCAUUAGGACUAGACCCAUUAAAUGCGAAGGCUAGAGAAGGAAUGGAGAGGGUAGAGAAACAAGCAGAAGCUGGUAUGGAUAGUACAUUUGAUGUUGAAGUGGAGGAGAUGGAGAAUAGUGAUGCUGAUGCUGAUUUUGACGCUAGUGAUGUGGAGAGCACAUGGUCAGAAAAUGACUUUAGUUAGCAUAUAUGGAACACUGACGUAAUCUUUGGAUAUGAUCUGGGUCUUGGAGGAGUUUGCAAAAUGACAUGUAUAAUUAAUUAAACUUAAGUAUCUGUUGUACAGAUGUUUGACUGAUGACUUGAAGUGGGUGAAAUGUGCUGAUUUUGUUGCCAUGUAGUUGUGGUGUUCAGUGUUAUUUAUGUGUUCUUAAAUGUGAUCGUGGAUUUGUUCUCGAAGAGAAUGUUGAAAUUCAUUCUCACAGAACUUAAGUGGGAAAAUUAACCAAAAAGAAAAGCCUCGAAUAAUGUAUGUGUGAAUGGUUCAUAUACAAUAUAAGUUACAUUGUAUAUAUUUGAAAAGGAACUUUCAGCAGUUUUAGCAGUGAUCUGGACGGAACAUUAAACGUCAUGUUGCUGUCACUGCACACCCUAUCAUGUUGGACCAGUAUGCUUGAAAGUCAGAACUAUCUUGUUGAAUAGAAAAUAUCAUGUGACAGAAAUAGAAAGUGAGCAUGACUUACUAAGUAACACAGUAAAUAAAAAAAUUGUGUGAUUGAUUCAUUUCAUUUGACAGUCAUGCUUAUUUAUAGUAUUGUGUUUUAAUUGGAUAGUCAUGCACAUCUGUAACAACUUUUGUAACAUUGUUUUUCAUUGGCCAGGUCACAAACAUUUGUAACAUUGUUUUUCAUUGGCCAGGUCAUGAACUUUUGUAACAUUGUUUUCCAUUGGAAAAUCAUGGAUGGUGGAUAUGUAAUAUUCAAUGACGGUUUUUGAACGGACAUUCACAUGAAAUUAUAAAAUUCAAAUGUUAGUAUGUACAUGUUGCCAUAUUUGAUAGGGGUUGUCUUAGUUUAUACAGAAUUUAUGAAUAGUUGAGAUUCUGUAGGAAGCUAUAACCUUAUAGACACACUCUUGAAUCUGUUUCUGGAACCAAACAAUAAUGUGCAAUGAGUAUAAAGUUUCUUGCCCAAGGAAACAACGGCUUGCACGGACAGGGUUUGAAUUUACACGGCUAGAGAUCCUUAGAUUACUAGUCCGACUAACCUCUUGGCCAUGUCGCCACAAGUUUGUCUUAAUAAUGAGAUUUUGAUAGCAUAAUUUGUGAGAUAAAAACAGAUGUGUUUUACAAAUUGAGAUAAAAACAGAUGUGUUUAACAAAUAAAAGCAGCACCAUCCUAAUGUAUAUGUUUUUUAGCACUAGACAAAUGUAACCCAGAUCUCUCACUAUGGGCUCAGUGCAGGGGAUAACGGAGCUCGGUUUUUUAUUCCGUCUAUAUUCCUGUUAUGCCUUGAAGUGAGUUUUUGCAUUUGCGCCUAAUUAGGUGGUGCUUAUAUUUUAUCUAAAGCACAGUGGAGAAGGGUCAUUUAUCAAGUAUUUUAAUCCCUUUUAUCGAUGGACAAUGCUUUUACAGUCCAUUUUGUAAUCUGAAUGUCAAAGUCCCCUCGCUCUGCUUUGAACUUUGGGGCGUGGUUACGUUUGACUGGUGCGUUACUAAGAGUAUUUUUUUGGUGUUGAUGCUAAUUGCAUGUGAUAAUCUAAUUAAAUUGUAUAUAAAUUGUUAAAUGUGUUGUUUUAAACUUUGCCAUCAUCAAUACAAAUUUGAAUUAAAGUGA
Molecule: messenger RNA, 3337 nt
Organism: Ruditapes philippinarum (Manila clam)
Lineage: Eukaryota; Metazoa; Mollusca; Bivalvia; Venerida; Veneridae
Product: anaphase-promoting complex subunit 7-like
Exons: 15
Coding region: 72-1745 (557 amino acids)
Biological process (GO): cell division
Molecular function (GO): protein binding
Source: RefSeq, a predicted model, not a curated record